AUGGAUAGUGUUGGGGAAAACUGUGAUAAAAAGGUUGAGUCGCCUCAACCAAGUGGAGUUAAAAAAGAUAUUCCAGCUGGUUUGCAGAAGAUCUGUCUUGUGUGUGGGGACAGAGCGCUAGGUUACAACUUCAACGCGAUAUCGUGCGAGAGUUGUAAGGCGUUUUUUCGACGUAACGCGUUAACGAGUAAAGAAUUUAAAUGUCCAUUUACAAACAACUGUGAUAUAACAACAGUUACAAGGAGAUUUUGUCAAAAAUGCCGUUUAGAAAAAUGUUUCUCUGUGGGCAUGGUGAAAGAGUUCAUUAUGUCAGAUGAAGAUAAGGCAGAGAAACGGAGGAAAAUUGAAGAGAACCGUGCUAAGAAACGUGUUUCAACAGACCCUGAUGACAGUGUAUCUAGCUCUAAGAACUUCAAACGUGAUGAUGGGGUCACAAACUAUACACCGUUAGAAGCCGUAGUCCAAUAUGAUGUAUUAAACAGCACAUCAUGUAGUCCAAAUAGCACUGUACAAUCUCCUUUAAACAAUGACAUUGAUUCCUCACUGCAUACAUCGCCCUAUAAUCAGUAUCCUGUACAGAAUACUGAUAUCCCCUACCAAAUGAAAGUUUAUCCAAUAGAUGAAAAAGUGAUGAUGAACAGGGCAUUAUAUGAGCAACGAAUGAUGGAUCAAUAUGCAAUGUGUGAUAGUAUAGAUAAUAGUAUGUAUGGAGAGACACCGAAACAAAACAGUAUAAGGUAA
Molecule: messenger RNA, 741 nt
Organism: Hyposmocoma kahamanoa
Lineage: Eukaryota; Metazoa; Arthropoda; Insecta; Lepidoptera; Cosmopterigidae
Gene: Hr96
Product: vitamin D3 receptor-like
Exons: 1
Coding region: 1-741 (246 amino acids)
Biological process (GO): positive regulation of transcription by RNA polymerase II; cell differentiation; negative regulation of transcription by RNA polymerase II
Molecular function (GO): nuclear receptor activity; RNA polymerase II cis-regulatory region sequence-specific DNA binding; zinc ion binding
Source: RefSeq, a predicted model, not a curated record